This is a messenger RNA of Drosophila eugracilis, 4355 nucleotides long. Its product is annotated as synaptotagmin-5. Gene Ontology annotation, biological process: regulation of dopamine secretion; calcium-ion regulated exocytosis; regulation of calcium ion-dependent exocytosis. Gene Ontology annotation, cellular component: membrane. The record is from RefSeq and is a predicted model, not a curated record. Gene Ontology annotation, molecular function: clathrin binding; calcium-dependent phospholipid binding; calcium ion binding. NCBI's taxonomy places the organism in Eukaryota, Metazoa, Arthropoda, Insecta, Diptera, Drosophilidae. The coding region runs from base 786 to 2426 and encodes 546 amino acids. The transcript is spliced from 8 exons.
UUAUAUUUUUUUAGUUAUUGUUUUUAAAAUCUUCAUGAUUUUACCAAAAAGCUUUUAAGCCAUCUAAAAUAGUCAACACAUCCCGUGGCAUACCCUUGAUAAUUACUGGCCAUCUCGUUAUCAGCCGCAGCAACACACCGCCCACUGAUAAGGAGUCGCGGAGCUUUCCAUUCGGCCAGAGCCGAACUUAGCCGAAGACUUGCGGCCGGAAUGGUAAAGCUUUUCCGUGCAGCAACCGUAGAAUCGGCGUUGGACAGGCAGAAAUCGCUAACAUAUGGUAGCGUUGAAUGGCGCAUCGUCUAGCAUUGGCUAUCCUGUCGUUGUGGCAAGCGGUCCUUCUAAUUUCCUCUGCCACUCUUAUCCUGUCAUUCUGCCAUAGCGGUUGCGAAUGGUUUCGAUACGGUUUUACGGAUUCCGGGUACGGUUUUUGUUUUCCCCUACUCGAACGGUGUGCGGUCUCCAGGACAAAAUGAGAUUCAGCAGUCGGCUGGCAUUUGAAUAGAUUGCUUUUCGCAUAAAUAUCAAAAAUAUUUUCAAAAGAAACUCAGUGAAUUCGCUUUAUUGCGCCUUCGGUGUUACAUAUUUCGCUUAAUUUGCAUAUGCCAGGAGUGUUUUUCAAAGUUUCUUUUCAAUAUUAAUGAGACCUGUGCCUAAGGAGAUGAUUAAUUAUCAAGAUUUUGUGUAAAACAAACAAUAAAAAUCAAUUUGAAAACAAUUAAUUGUUGUGUAGAAAAAAAGGGUUGCAAGAAACAAGAGUGAAAAAGUGACUUAAACUUACCGGCAAGAUGGUUAUGGUUAGUUCAGCGGUUCUCGGAGCCGCAGCCGGAACAGGCUUGGCCCUGAUCCUGGCCGUGACAAUCGUCAUGUACCGCUAUUACCUUCUGCGUAAGCGUGGCAAGGAGUGGGACGAACUGGACCGCUGGGAGGAGACCCGCAUAAUGCGAAAGCUGCAGAUGAAGGAGGUUGCCAUUGCCAAGGAAUGCCAGCCUAUCCAACCGGCCAGUCAGUUGCAUGGAAUGCAUGGCGGCAUGGGCCUCAACCAUCACCAUAUGGGCACAGUUUCGGCUACGGGAACGGACAUCUUGCGCGGACCCGCCGAAGUGUUCCACAGUCCUCUACACUUGCACCACCAGAGCCGCUCCUUUCCGCCGCGUCUCCAGCGCACGCCGUCCAUCUCUAGCCAGAGCAGCGUGGACAGUGCCCCAUCUAGGCAUUCGGGUCAUCGCGGCUCCUCACCACAGAUAAGAACUUUUGGACCGGACGGACGUAGCUCGCUACCAAGUGAGCCGGCAUUUCCACAUCAUUUGGCCAGAUCACCCAGUCCCAUGCGAACUAUUUCUUUAGACGCCCGUUGUGGCAGCCCCGCCCACUCGGCAGAUCCAGGCGAUCUAAGGACACCUAGUCCUUCGCAGAGUAGCUUGGCCUCAUUGGCUGGAGGUUCAGGGAUGGGAGGCAGCAGUUCAGGAAAGGGUGUGGCUGGAGGUCGUUGCCUUUCGCCGCUGCUAAUACCGCCACGUUCGCAGCCCGGAGUGGAUCCCGCCAUGGGUCCCGCAUCACCAUUGGGUGCACUUCAACCGGAUCUCUACCGAUUGCCAGACGGACCCGUUUACCUGACAGCUCCGGAAUCCAGUCAUGCCGUCGGACGUUUGCAUCUGCGCGUUAAGUAUGACUAUCACCUUUUUGAUCUUACGGUGCAUCUGAUUGAAGCUCACAAUCUCAGUCCCAUUGAAGAGGGUGGCUUCCGGGAUCCCUAUGUCCGACUAAUGUUACAACCCGAAGUGGACAGCCGAAAGCGGCAGACCCACAUCCAUCGUGGCGAAUCGAAUCCCUACUUUGACCAGCACUUUAAGUUCCCGGUUUCUCGCGAUCAGCUCCAAGGCAAGGAGCUCAUCCUCCAGGUACUCGACUAUGAUCGCUAUUCGCACAACGACAUUAUAGGAGAGGUUCGCAUCUCUGUGGAUGGUCUGGAUCUAUCCAAGUCAGUGGAGAUCUGGGGAGACUUGCUGCGUACUAAGAAACCCAAGGAAGAUCGACCAGAGCUACUUUGUUCCCUGAACUAUUUACCGCAGGCUGAACGAUUAACAGUUGUCAUUAUGAAGGCUAGGAAUUUGGACACUCUUCAAGAACCAUAUGUCAAGAUUUACCUGAUUCAAAAUGGCAAACGCAUUAAGAAAAAGAAGACGAGCAUCACUAAGUCAGACGAUCCGACUAACCCCAUUUGGAAUGAGGCGUUCACGUUUAAUUUGCAAUCAAAUUAUCUUCACAAUGCAGCCAUCGAGAUCUAUGUGGUGGGUGCUGGUAGCGAGGCCACGGAAAUUGGAUGCUGCGGAUUGGGACCACAGGAAAGUGGAACUGGAUGCCAGCACUGGCACGAUAUGAUUAACAAUGCCCGAAAGCCCACGGCUAUGUGGCACUAUAUCCGCUAGGCCAUUCCACUAUAAUGAAUUAUGAUUUUUAAAAAACCAAAAACCAAAAAUCAAAACAAAAAACAAAACAUUCAAUUGCUCCCACAUUGCGUCUUUAUAGGUGUACUACUAACGUAACCGUGUCUGUGUGAAUUUUCCAAUUGCAUUUUUGGGCGGUCCUCCGCCGCCCUUCAAAAGCUUAAUAAUGUUCUAUGAAAUCAAAAUCUCAUUUAUAUACAUAUAUAUUACAUAUAUGAAUGUACAAUAUAUAUGCGCUGCAGCUAACUAGCCCUCCAAGAAGCUCAAUCAAAAGUUCCUAAUCAACGACAGAAACUUCGAAAGGUAAAAGAGAAAAAUGUCCCACGAAAAUCUUAUUUGUGGGUAAUUUGGCUUAACGGUUCGGUUCUUUGUUUGUUGUGCAUUUUGUGCAACCUCUUGAGAAAAAACAACACAUAAAAUCUGGUUAAAACGGUAGAGGAGGGUAUACGAGUACAAUAGGAAAUCCGUAAGCGCACAUCCAAAACUGUCAGCCAGACUUGUUGACAUUUCCAUCGACUUCUUAGCAGACACUUGAAGAGCCUGCCGCCUCCUUUUUUUCCAAUCCUUAACCAAAAGGGAAGGCAUUCAAGUGUACAUUUCUUAAAUAAUUAUGAAUACACCGCAGCAGCACACGGGGAAUAAUAAUAAUAAUAAUAAUAAUUCGUAUAGGUGAAUGGUCGUCAAUCAUGCAGGAAGCCCGAACUCGAAGAAGGAAUCGCCCUUUUGUGCCGGCGACAGUUGACAAAUUGCCAUCGUCGUUCUGUUGUCCUUUUGCCAUUCGAUCUUGUGUGCGUUUUUUUCGUCAUGUCGUCAACUGUUUGACAUUUUCGCCCGUAGAAAAUACAAGAAAAAAGUUAGCCAAAAAAAUAAGAAAAGAACGAGGGAAAUGAAGAGAACUUAUGGUAAUUGUUAAGUUAAAUACAAUAUAUUCCUUCCAGCCGAGUACGUCUAUCAAGGAACACCAACCAAAGAGCAUUUCUCGAGCACUUUAACCUAUUUUAUAUGUACUUACAACGAGCAUUCCGUGGCAACUGAAUAAUAAGUCAUUUAUGGAAAGGGAAAGCUAAAGCUAAUGCAGGCAGGGGUUGAUCGAUUUCUUUCGCAUAAAUCUAUGAGUGUAUUUUUGGUGUUGUCGUAUGAACACUACGGGAUGUCAGACCUAAUAAUGUGUGUAAAAUAUGCUAUUUAAUCCCAGUAAAUAUUGCAGAAUACAAAAAAAAACAAAACAAAACUGAAUGUGUGUGUAAUUUAAACUUAAACAAAGACUUGAAAACAUACAUAGAGCACUGCACGUGUUAACUAGACAAAGGAAAUACAUACUCUAAGGAGCCAGAAUAUAAAUAUAAAUAUAUAUAUAUAUAUAUAUAUAUACAUAUAUACAUAUACACAAUACUUAUACAAGUUUUUCUAAACGAAUCCUUUCUACAUAAUUGUUUCACAAUUUGUCCUUUGCCAAAAACGAAACACGAGAACAACAUUGCUGACGACAACAUUAAGUAAAUAAACCAAAACAACAGAACAACAAGAUAAAUGCUGAAAUACCUCCGAUUUAAGCAGAACAUUGUUACUUUACAACUAUAUAGUACGAAGAACAUGAACUAUGCACUCGGAAUGCAAAAAAAGAAAAAAAAAUGACACGAGGAAAACUUAAAAGCAAAGCGAAAUGUACAAAAAGAAAAACUGCAUAUACAAAUAUAUUUCCUACAAAUAGUGUUUAUUUAUUAUUGUAGCCUAAACAAAGGGGUCGCUGUUGAAAACUAAAACUAAAAUUGAGGGAUAACACCACCUAAAAUAUAAUUAUAUACACAUACAAACUACAAGACAACCUAUAUUCAUAUGAAUGAAAAUGUAUAUGUAAACUUAAAUGUAUGUGAAUUUAAAUUAUUCGAUAAAUAAAUAACUAAAAACAAA